CAGCUAAGCUACCACUUCCCACGUCUAUUCCGCCGCAUUAAGGUCUGCACAAAUCACAAUGUCUUCCCUCGCUCGCCCUCUCUACAACACCUUCGUCAAGAGGAACUUCACCUUCCUCGGCGUAAUCUUCGCAUCCGCCUUCGCAUUCGAGAUUGCAUUUGAUAUCACUACUGAUAGGAUCUGGGACAACAUCAACAAAGGCCGACAAUGGAAGGACAUCCGAUCGAGAUACGUCCAGAGCGGCGAUGGAGAUGAGGAGUAG
Molecule: messenger RNA, 262 nt
Organism: Amorphotheca resinae ATCC 22711
Lineage: Eukaryota; Fungi; Ascomycota; Leotiomycetes; Helotiales; Amorphothecaceae
Exons: 5
Coding region: 59-262 (67 amino acids)
Biological process (GO): mitochondrial electron transport, ubiquinol to cytochrome c
Source: RefSeq, a predicted model, not a curated record